Messenger RNA from Colletotrichum phormii, 797 nucleotides. RefSeq lists its product as uncharacterized. Lineage: Eukaryota; Fungi; Ascomycota; Sordariomycetes; Glomerellales; Glomerellaceae. Bases 151 to 645 code for a protein of 164 amino acids. The transcript has a single exon. The record is from RefSeq and is a predicted model, not a curated record.
GAGUUUACGAGUUGCGUUCCUGGCCCAACAGCAUCUCGCCACCCAACUACCGAGCCCACCACCCCUUGGUGGCCGAAAAUGGGAUACGGCAAGGGCAAAAAGCAACCAUCCCCAGAAAGCUAACCCACACCAUCCCCCCCCCGCCAUAGUAUGGGGAAAAUGACAGUGACAUUUUCUGAGUCAUCAUUCACCGACCUCCGUUUGAAACUGGGGACACUAAGGGAAUUUUUGAAUGUCACUGUCUUGGCCGCGCCCCCUUUUGGCCCCUCCGUUGCACAGAACAGCAUCCGCAGGCUCCGGAUCAUGCUAUUCUUGGCCGACAACAUUUGCUUAUGUCGUCGCAAUGAUCUGAUAUACACAGGACGCGAGUGGGGGAAGGGGGGAGGACGAAAAAAAAAACAUCCUUCCGGCUACGAAGAUCCUAUGGAGUUGUCAAACAAAAACUUUUCUGUUCUUUUCUUCUUCUUACCCCACGGAAACCAGGCAAAGUGUCAGAAUCGAUGCCAACGCAACGCCUUCAUGCCAGUGACAGUGGGGCAGGGUGUGAUAUCAUCCCCCAGAGAAAUACGUAAUGCCGUCCGUUCCAGACCUUUUUUUCACUCUCCUGAAUCCUGGAGACGGGAGGGACAAGGACGGAUAUGGUAGGGAAGAGAGCUCGAGAGCCGGAGGGGGGGGCAUGAAAAAGGGUUGUUGACUUGCUGGAGGGGUCCUUGGGACCCAGGGGAACUGACUCUUGCACCUGCGCCGAAACUCCACAUCAGCGCAUCAUUCCAUCAGGUUUAUCGAAAUGUUCGUUC